Periconia digitata is the source of this 858-nucleotide messenger RNA. The record is from the annotation of a GenBank genome assembly. NCBI's taxonomy places the organism in Eukaryota, Fungi, Ascomycota, Dothideomycetes, Pleosporales, Periconiaceae.
CUACUCCUCCUCCACACCAAAGCUCAGCCUUCAAUGUCAGCCAUACCGACUUUUCGCAUUCUGCGGCCCUCCCCAGCCUCGACGCCUGCAGAUGCCGUCCGCUCGUUACUGACGCCCGCGUCUUCGUGCACCCGCGCCUCGGUCGCUCGAUUCUCCACGUCGCCGUCAUUAUGGAAAGGGAAAGGGAAGGGUGACAACAACAGGAGUCGAGGAAUCUCGCCCAUCAGACAUACUGGACUUCGUCCACGACAGACGCUCUCUGUGAUUGAUCGCCGCACAAAGAUCCCAAUGCCCGUCCCCAGGAAACGGCAGACUCCAAUUCAAGGUGAUCCCGACCACGGGCUAUGGGGUUUUUUCAGAGAAAAGAAAUCGCUCAUCACACCGCUCGAAGAGUCGCAGCACGGACGAGCAUGGACCGUCAACGAGCUGCGCGGAAAGGACUGGGAGACCCUACAGCAGCUGUGGUGGGUAUGCGUCAAGGAGCGGAACCGGAUUGCAACUGAGAAGCUGGAGAUGACGCGUCUGAAAGCGGACUAUGGCCUCGAUUUGGUGGAUAAAAGGGAUGAGACGGUGCAAAAAACGAUGCAGGCCAUUCUCGACACUUUGGUGGAGCGCAACAUUGCCUACGAGGAAGCCCUCCAGCUUGCGCGACACGAUCCCACCAUUGAUCUGUCCCGGAACGAGAACCAGUACGAGGAACCUACGUACGAAGCAGAUGAAAUCGAAGACGAGCUGUUAGAUGAUACCGCUGGCGCGGUGCCGACUGAAGUACGCCAAAACCAGCCCGCGACUCCAGAUGCCGUAUUCGAAGAGCCCAAGACACCACGAGACCCAAAGCAGCAAUCAACGACGACAUAG